This is a messenger RNA of Botrytis fragariae, 207 nucleotides long. RefSeq lists its product as uncharacterized. NCBI's taxonomy places the organism in Eukaryota, Fungi, Ascomycota, Leotiomycetes, Helotiales, Sclerotiniaceae. The record is from RefSeq and is a predicted model, not a curated record. The coding region runs from base 1 to 207 and encodes 68 amino acids. The transcript has 2 exons.
AUGAUGAGGUGGAUUACUCGAAAGGUUGGGAAAAUGGAGAUUUUCCACCCGAACUUCUAUGAACACGGUGGUUUGGCAACUGCUCAAUGUUUUGACCCAUAUGGCAAGAAGAAGCAAAUAGAGCCGCCUAUAAAUGCUCGGAAUGGAGAGAAGCUAGCUUGCGAAGAGUAUCUCGGAAGGGAAAGAUAUAGAUUCCGUAUCUAUUGA